UCGUGGCAACAUGGAAGCGGCUUUGGCACCUUUGCGGGAGGCGGUGCGCCAGCAGGGCGACUUGGUUGCCCAGCUGAAAGCGCAAGAAGCCCCCGAGCUGGAGGUGAACCGGGCUGUCGCCGAGCUGAAAGCCCGCAAGAGAACUCUGGAAAUGAAGGAGCUGUCCUUGCGGCCUCAAGAGGAGGUCGUUGACAGGCUCAAGCUGGACGACACGCUCAAGAGGAGGUUCUUCUACGAUCAGUCUUUCGCCAUCUACGGAGGUGUGAGCGGCCUGUACGACUUUGGUCCGGUGGGCUGCGCCCUGAAGAACAACAUCUUGCAGGUGUGGAGGCAGCACUUCAUCCAGGAGGAGCAGAUCCUGGAGAUCGACUGCACCAUGCUCACCCCCGAGCCCGUCCUCAAGACAUCGGGCCACGUGGACAAGUUUGCUGAUUACAUGGUGAAGGACGCCAAGACGGGAGAAUGCUUUCGCGCCGAUCACCUCCUCAAAGCCCAUCUGAAGAAAGCGAUGUCCGACGGGACGUGCUCCCCCGAGGAAGCGGCGGAGAUGGAGGACGUGAUCACUCAGAUGGACAACUACACCCGGCAGGAGUUGGGCCAACUCUUUGUCAAGUACAAGGUCACGUCUCCCUCGACGGGGAACGAGCUGACCCCUCCCAUCUCCUUCAACCUCAUGUUCCAGACCUCCAUCGGGCCAGGUGGCAACACCCCCGGCUAUCUGAGGCCGGAAACGGCUCAGGGCAUGUUCCUCAACUUCAAGCGACUGCUGGAGUUCAACCAGGGAAAACUGCCCUUCGGCGCCGCCCAGAUCGGCAACUCCUUCCGAAACGAGAUCUCGCCUCGCUCCGGCCUCAUCCGCGUCAGAGAGUUCACCAUGGCCGAGAUCGAGCACUUUGUGGACCCCGGCGAGAAGGUGCACCCCAAGUUCUCCAACGUGGCCGACCUGGACAUCCUGCUGUACUCCUCCGGGGCUCAGACCAGCGGCCAGUCCGCGCACACCAUGAGGCUCGGAGACGCCGUGGAGCAGGGCAUCAUCGACAACUCCGUGCUGGGCUACUUCAUCGGCAGGAUCUACUUGUACCUGCUCAAAGUGGGUCUGCGCAAGGACAAAGUGCGCUUCCGCCAGCACAUGGAGAACGAGAUGGCCCACUACGCCUGCGACUGCUGGGACGCCGAGGCCAAAACCUCCUACGGUUGGAUCGAGAUCGUGGGCUGCGCCGACCGCUCCUGUUACGACCUCAAGUGUCACGCCCGUGCCACCAAGGUGCCCCUGGUGGCCGAGAAGCCGCUGAAAGAAGCCAUAUCCCGGGAACUCGGCCUUUCGGUGGUCAACGUCGUGAAGUUCGAGCCCAACCGGGGCGCCAUCGGAGCGGCGUACAAAAAGGACGCCAAGCUGAUCUUCGACUACCUGGACGCGUGCGACGAAUGCUUCAUCGGCGACGGGGAGAAGCGUCUCAACGAAAGCGGAGAAUUCAGCGUGUCAACGCAGGGCAAAACCUUCAAGCUUUCCAAAGACAUGGUCGCCGUCAGGAGAUUCCAGAAAACGUUACACGUUGAGGAGAUCGUCCCCAACGUCAUCGAGCCGUCCUUCGGCAUCGGCAGAAUCAUGUACUGCAUCUUUGAGCACUGCUUCCACACGCGGCAGGGAGAUGAACAGAGGACGUAUUUCAGUUUUCCGGCCACCGUGUCCCCGUACAAAUGCUGCAUCCUUCCUCUGAGCCAAAACCAAGACUUCACACCUUUUGUCCAACAACUCUCCGAGGCCCUGACCCGAAAGGGCGUGUCCCACAAGGUGGACGAGUCCUCGGGGUCCAUCGGCAGGCGCUACGCCCGCUCCGACGAAAUCGGCGUGGCCUUCGGCGUCACCGUCGAUUUUGACACCGUCAACAAGACGCCGCGCACCGCCACCCUAAGGGACCGAGACUCCAUGAGGCAGAUCCGAGUCGAGGUGGACGCUUUGCCUGGGCUGAUCUGGUCCCUGGCCAACGGCGAGCGCACGUGGUCUCAGAUGGAGCUCCAGUACCCCCUCUUUGAAGGGCAGGAGACCGGCAGGAAGGAGUGACGGGCAGUGUGCGCUCAU
Molecule: messenger RNA, 2080 nt
Organism: Hippocampus zosterae (dwarf seahorse)
Lineage: Eukaryota; Metazoa; Chordata; Actinopteri; Syngnathiformes; Syngnathidae
Product: glycine--tRNA ligase-like
Exons: 17
Coding region: 11-2062 (683 amino acids)
Biological process (GO): mitochondrial glycyl-tRNA aminoacylation
Cellular component (GO): cytoplasm; mitochondrion
Molecular function (GO): ATP binding; glycine-tRNA ligase activity
Source: RefSeq, a predicted model, not a curated record